UUUCCAAAAAAAGAAAAAAAGGAAAAAGGAAAGAAAGAAAAGGAAACAAGCCCGGUUCCCCCCUUCUCAGGUCAGCCGAUAGCCACAGUAGUACACCACCUCCGCAGCUCCCUUCCGGCACCUGCCUCCGCCGGUCGCCAAACUCGAUUACCGGUUCUUAUUUUAAAACAAGCUCGAAUCUGUUCGUACACCGUUUUGACGAAGCUACUUUGUUAUUGUUUCAUUCAUUCGAUAACGAGCCGAACUUCCAUUGUUACUGUGAACUUGCUCCAGAACUCUGGAAGAGCGAAGAACAAUGGUGGAAACAUUUUUUCAGGCCGUCUCCCUGGUCGCUGCCCCAAACUACCCAAAUGCUAUUGCAUGGUCUGAUGAGAAUUUAAUCGCCCUUGCCUCAGGCCCCCUUGUCACUAUAGUGAAUCCGGCAUCACCUUUUGGAGCACGAGGCACUAUUACAAUCCCUGCAACUGAUCCACUUCGAAUAGGGUUGGUAGAGAGAAAAGACUUAUUUUCUGACUGCUUGUUGACAACUUGCUUAUCUCGGGAUGAUCAACCUCGUGCACAGUCUGUAGCAUGGUCUCCUAUUGGAAUGGCUCCUAAUGCAGGGUGUUUGUUGGCUGUUUGCACAUCUGAAGGAUGUGUGAAGCUUUACCGUCCACCGUUCUGUGACUUUAGUGCUGAAUGGAUUGAGAUUGUGGACAUAUCAAAUAAGCUUUAUGAUUAUCUUGAAAGCAUUAAAUAUGGGGAGCUGGAUGUUCUUUCCUCUAAGUCUUCUGAUAUUCCAGCGAAGGAAAGUGGGAGUGCAGUUGAUGUCCAAGAGAAUUUCACAAAGAAGAACAGCAAGCGAAGAAAGAAAGACGAACUCAAGUCAGAGAAUUUGAUGUUCAAUUCUUACAGCAAUGAAAGCAGUUUGAAUCAAUCAUUGGAGAAAUCAAAAGAGAAGCGUCUUAGGAGGAGAAGUGAAGAUAGCUCUGUGCCUCCAUUGAUUAGUGCACAACAAUAUGCUUCUCGCAGUGCAAUGUUGUUGUCUCUUGUUAUUGCUUGGUCCCCAGUAAUAAAGCCAUCUGAUAAGGCUCAUUUGCAUCAGAAUUCAUCUGCAUGCGUUCUUGCAGUAGGAACAAAGUCUGGUAAAGUUUCAUUUUGGAAAGUUAAUGUACCAGAAUGCUACUCCCUCGCUGAGUGCAUGGUUCCAACAAGCGCUUUACUUGUUGGAAUUCUUCAGGCACACAAUUCAUGGAUCAACUGUAUCAGUUGGAUGUUGUUUGAUUCUGAUUCGUCAAGUUCAAAGGUUUUAGUGGCAACUGGGAGCACAGAUGGGAGUGUGAAGAUCUGGCAAUGUUCCUGUGAAGAGUUAUUAGCAUCUUCAGACUCUAAUUUUGCUUCAUUCUCCCUGUUGAAGGAGGUCAUUAGUGGUGAAGGAGUGCCAACUGUACUUUCACUUAAUAUGCCCAAUUUAUCCGAGCAUAAACUAUUUUUGGCCAUUGGCAGAGGAUCUGGAUCCCUUGAAAUAAGGAUAUUUAACCUAUCUAACAGUGAAUUUGAUAAUGUUUUGUUAUAUGAUGCACAUUAUCAUGUUGUUACAGGUGUAGCUUGGGCUGUUGAUGGACGUUAUUUGUUCACCUGCAGUGAGGAUAAUACUUUGCGAGGUUGGAGUUUAGAUGAGAGUUCUCUCCGUGAAGUUCCCAUUUCAUCACAUAUCCCUGAGCUUGGAGGCUCCAUUGAUCUUCCAGAUACAUUUCGGUCAUGCUUUGGCAUUGCAAUGUCCCCAGGAAAUCUUGUGGGUGCCGUGGUUCGCAACUUUGAUCUUGAAUCACUUGAUAAAAUGUACCAAGCAAGGACUCAGAAAGCUGCUGUUCAAUUCUUCUGGAUUGGAGGAGAAGAAAUAGAAGUUAUGCCAAACAGUUCGUACUUUUAUACUGAAAACUUUUCGAACAUGUCUAAGAAAGAAUUUGUUCGUUGGGAGUCCAGUAUGUUGUGGUCUUUAAAUCAACUUAAAAAUUUGAAUAAACCUAUGGUUGUUUGGGAAGUUGUUGCCGCUUUAUUGGCAUUCAGGCACUCCAUACCGGAAUAUGUUGACCACAUUCUACUUAAGUGGCUUGCAACGUCAUAUCUCCAUUGGAGUAAUGAGCUCUCUGCUACAAAGAUUUUGUCACAUAUCUCAAAAAAUGUGUCAACAUUUUCUACUCGCCAACUUCACCUCCUCAACAUUAUUUGUAGACGUGUAGUUCUGUCAGAAUCAGUACAGGAUCAAGUGAACGACGAACUGCAGAAUUUGGAUCUGCUGAGUUCAGAGAGACUUGACGACACUGAAAAUGAAAAACAUAUUUUGUGGAAGAAGUUGCUUUUAAGCAGCGAAAGAGAACUUCGUCAGAGGCUAAUCGGUCUAUGUUUUUUUGCUUGUGCAAAGCUUCGCUCACUGUCCAUUACUGAAUAUCGACCUGGGUUCUGGUAUCCCAUUGGUUUAACAGAAAUGCAGCAGUGGGUUACAUCUAACCCUGAACAUUUACAGGAAUCAAUAAAAGACGUUGCAUCACAAGCGGGAAAGAAACGUUGGAGUAAACAUUCGUCAAUGGAGCAGUGCACUUACUGUUCAGCACCGGUUCCAUUGGAGUCUCCAGAAUUUGGAGUUUGCCAGGGCGAUAAGCGCAAUCUCGGUGUCAGUCAGAGCCACAAACUAAUAAGAUGUUCUGUAUCGAUGCAGGUCUGCCCUGCUACUGCUCCCUUAUGGUUUUGCAUGUGUUGUUGUAGAAGUGCUUUUAGAUUGGCUCCAGAUAUACUUUUCCAGAUGUCUGAGACUCCCAACUUUCAUUCUUUAAAACUCUCCGAUUCAGAGAUACCCUCGAAACCGUUGUGUCCCUUUUGUGGUAUACUGCUUCAACGUCGACAGCCUGACUUUUUACUGUCAGCUUGCCCGGUGUAAGUGGUUUGGAGCUUGUAUAUAGUAGUGAUCAUAGGUGAGAAUGAUACAAGGCCAAGCAGCUUAAGUUAAGCCAAAUGAUUUAGAUAGUUGUGGUGAUUGUAGUAUUAGCACAAGCUUAGUCUAGUGUGUGUGUGUGUACAUAUAUAUAUAUAUAUAUAUAUAUAUAUAUAUAUAUAUAUAUCUGUAAUAGUUAAAUUGAUUAUAUACAGCUCAACUUAUCAAUGAUAUUAGCAUUAGACCUUGUAUUUAAA
Cucumis melo (muskmelon) is the source of this 3168-nucleotide messenger RNA. RefSeq lists its product as uncharacterized. Gene Ontology annotation, cellular component: transcription factor TFIIIC complex. Gene Ontology annotation, biological process: transcription initiation at RNA polymerase III promoter. Lineage: Eukaryota; Viridiplantae; Streptophyta; Magnoliopsida; Cucurbitales; Cucurbitaceae. Bases 296 to 2917 code for a protein of 873 amino acids. Gene Ontology annotation, molecular function: protein binding; histone acetyltransferase activity. The transcript has 15 exons. The record is from RefSeq and is a predicted model, not a curated record.